UUUUGGCGGCCGUGACGUAAGGCAGCGAGCGGCACGCGCUUCCGGGUGAUGACUGUCAACCAGCAACAGCGAAAAGCCAGGUAAUGAUACCUACCCUCAUUCCACGAAUUUCUAUAUUCAACGUUCAAUCAUAAGUUAAGCAGCAUAUCUUACCUAGAACAACAAUCAGUCUAUCCAGCAUAUCUCGUUUCAAGAAUGACGAAACCAACAACUUCAAAACGCUGCCUCUUAUGGGACUACACCAACACUCGCGACCGCCCAGACGCAAUAGACCAACUCUUCCCAACCACGUCAUCAGCUACAACCAGCAAGGCCUCGGAAUCAGCAACUACGCCAUUGACAGUCACCCCAUUCAAAUCCGUCCACAACUGGAACGCAUGGUACCCCCCCGAACUCAAAGGCCGGCUCCCCUUCCGCCCCAUGAUCCGCACACGCGCGCAGCUGGAUACAGAAGAGUGGGACUGGAUCCGCGACUCGGACGCCGAGAUGGUCCACUACCUCAACGAGCCGGAGCGGCAGGGAAUCUCACCGGGCGACGCCGCGGCCUGGUGGCUGGAGAAAGUCGUGCCCGAGUUGCGGGAGACGAGGGGCAAGAAGCUUGUUGGGCCGGCGUGUGCUAGUGAUCCCGGGGGCGCGGCGUGGCUUGCGGAGUUUAUGAGGAUUGUCUAUGAAGAUGAGGAAAAGAAGGAGAAGCAAGAAGAGCAUGACGGGGAGAAGAAGAGGAUGGGGCCGGAUUUCUUUGGAGUGCAUUAUUACAGCGGUGAUGUUGAGCAUGCGAAACUGUACCUGACGUCUAUGUACGAGCGGUAUGGGCUUCCGCUCAACGUGUCGGAGAUUGCGUCUAUUAGUCGGGACCCGGGCGAGGUGGAGGUGUUCACGGAGGAGCUGAGCGGGUGGAUGGAUGAGAGGGAGUGGAUUGACGAGUAUGGGUGGUUUGGGUGUAUGGCACACUGCGCCGAUGACUUUGUGAGUCCUGCGGCGCAGCUCAUGGAUGGGGAGGGGAGGUUUACGCCGCUCAUGAGGCGGUUGAUGGGGCAUGAUCCGUCAUCGACGAGUUGUUGAGGUGAAGUUUGAUGUUGUUUCUUCCUCCAGAUUGGGAAUACCUACAUAGUUUGGGUUGAGGACGAUGCGGAGUAGCAAAAGUCCGGGCGUAUGCUGCAUUCCUAAGCAGAGUUCGUCAUCAGCAUGCUGGUAUAACCAUUUGUGACAGUAUCUGGAAAUUCUCGGCGUGUGCUUUGGGAUCGACGCGUAUUUCAUAGGCAUAGAAGCUUCAUGCUUCACUCGGGAGUAUACUACGGCGCACAUUGCUUCAACAAGUCGCAAACCGCAACUUACCGUCGCUUAGGCUAACCAUCUAUGACUUGUGUAAGUGGAG
Molecule: messenger RNA, 1375 nt
Organism: Colletotrichum phormii
Lineage: Eukaryota; Fungi; Ascomycota; Sordariomycetes; Glomerellales; Glomerellaceae
Product: glycosyl hydrolase catalytic core-domain-containing protein
Exons: 1
Coding region: 196-1062 (288 amino acids)
Biological process (GO): fungal-type cell wall polysaccharide metabolic process
Cellular component (GO): fungal-type cell wall
Source: RefSeq, a predicted model, not a curated record